Molecule: messenger RNA, 246 nt
Organism: Ilex paraguariensis (yerba mate)
Lineage: Eukaryota; Viridiplantae; Streptophyta; Magnoliopsida; Aquifoliales; Aquifoliaceae
Source: the annotation of a GenBank genome assembly
GAGCGACUAUCUCAGAUUCCUGAGUUAGAUCAGACACCAACCCUUCGAGAUCAAAUUUUUCAUGAGGUUUUUGGAGAAGAUGGACAUGGAUAUUGCAAGACCUAUGACACUAGAGUGCCUCGGAGUGCAGUGUAUAAACUGAAUACAACCUCAUCAGAUGUAUUAAAUCCUAUAUUCAUUGAUCAAAUUUUUCAUACAGUACGAGCAGAGGUAGAGCAACAAUUUAAAGAAACAAUGCAAGCGGAG